AUGGCGUACUACGAGGACCGCCGUUAUCGCGAGCCGCGCGACCGCUAUACACGCCCCGCCAGUUACGCUGAUCCGUAUGAUGACCCUCGUGGCCAUUAUCGAAGACACGAGCGAGACUCAUAUGCACCCCGUCCCAGCAACGACUCGAUCGAGGAAGUACAGCGCGAAUAUCCACCAGGCUCAGACUAUGCCUACGAGCGUUCGUAUGCCUCUCGACGGCCGCGGCGACCUGUUUACGAAAAUGUGCGCCGUGCCUCCUCCGUCAGCGGUUACGAUCCACACAACGAUGCUGCCUACCGAAGCUCCGGACCUCGUCGCUCAAGACACUACGAGGAUAAACGUUCCCGUCGCCCCAGAUACGAUUCGGAUUCUUCUCCAAGCCGCUCUCCACCCCGCAACAGACGUCGCAAGUCGUUCAGCGAGCAAGCCCUAGGUGCCCUAGGCCUCGGGGGUGCCGCUGCUUCGGCCAGCCGCGAUGACCGUGGUCGCGGCCGUUCCCAGUCCCACCGUCGCCAUAGAUCAUAUUCCAGAUCAUCGUCAGAUUCGCGCAGUCGCAGCCGUCAUCGCGGCGGCAGCAAACGCGAUGGUGGCAGCAAACGUGAUAAGAGCGAGCAGCGUAUCGUACAGGCAGCUCGUGCGGCCUUGACAGCCGGCGCAGUUGAGGCUUUCAAACAGCGCAAAGAGCCCGGCGAAUGGACCGGCAGGAAAGGAAAGCGCGUCCUCACUGCUGCUGUGACUGCCGGUGGCACAGAUGGUCUUGUCGAUAAAGAUCCCAGCAAGCACGGAACACGUCAUGUUGUCGAGUCUACACUUGCAGGUCUGGCUGCCAGCCACUUCAUGGGUGGCGGUUCACGCUCACGAUCUCGUGGCCGAGACGGUGGUCGCUCUUCAGGUGGCAGUGGCCUUAAGAACCUCGCUGCCACUGGAACUAUCGCCGCUGCCGGAAAGGAAAUAUUUGAUCGAUACUCCAAAUCUCGUUCUCGGCCUCGCGGCCGUAGCGAUUCCCGCGGCAGUGACGAGGACGAGCGUGGCUCCCACAAGCGCAGCAAGAGCGUUUCAGAGUACCUCAGCAAGGGUAUGGCAGCCCUGGGACUUGGAGAAGAAGAAGACCGUCGCCGCGACAGCAGAGACAGUCGUAAGGAUCAUCAUCGGGAGCAUCGGGAGCAUCGGGACGACCGAGAGCGGCGUCAUCGCCGGGGACAUCGAGACGACGAUCAUUCGGAUUCAGAUGCGGACAGCGAUUAUUACAACAGGGACUCGAGACGGGGCAAAGGCUCGAGAGAUGUAGGUCGAUACCGUUCAUUGGACAGAAGAAAUCCACCCCCAUAUGCACCCACCAGCGCUUCGCGCGGUGAACCAGGUGCCGGUUCUAAGGACCGCGGCCACGGGUCGAGCUCCGAAAGUGAUUCUGACUUAGGUGACAGUUCUGAUGAAAAGAAGCAACGCAAGAAGUUGAAGCGGGACAUGCUGCUGACGGGAGGUCUGGCCAGCGUGGCCACCAUCCACGCUGCGCACAAUGUCUACGGUAGUAUGGAAAAGAGGAAAGAGCGGAUGGAACAGUUGAAAGAGGGAGAGAUUACGCCCGAGGAGGCUCGCAAACGCCGCAUGAAAGCUAAUACCAAGGACGCCGUGAGUAUCGGUCUCGCUGCCCUCGGUAUCAAGGGUGCCUAUAGUGAAUGGAAGGAGGUUAUGGAGAAGCGCAAAGAAAAUACACAUUUCCAGGAGGAAUGUGUUCAACGUGCUGCUAAGCGCGAGCGUCGUCGCGCUCGUAGCCAUGGGGCACCUUCGCGCCGUCAUCGCUGGCCUGAUGAGAUUGAAUAUGCGCCUUCGAUGACCGAAUCUCGGAGUGACAAUACCCCGAUUUAUCGUGAUGGAAAUCCUUAUGGGGCUCAUGAGGCAGCGCGGAUCUCUUACUAG
Messenger RNA from Penicillium expansum, 1917 nucleotides. RefSeq lists its product as uncharacterized. The coding region runs from base 1 to 1917 and encodes 638 amino acids. Lineage: Eukaryota; Fungi; Ascomycota; Eurotiomycetes; Eurotiales; Aspergillaceae. The record is from RefSeq and is a predicted model, not a curated record. The transcript is spliced from 2 exons.